Messenger RNA from Neocloeon triangulifer, 1771 nucleotides. Its product is annotated as UDP-glucosyltransferase 2-like. NCBI's taxonomy places the organism in Eukaryota, Metazoa, Arthropoda, Insecta, Ephemeroptera, Baetidae. Bases 107 to 1639 code for a protein of 510 amino acids. The transcript has 5 exons. Gene Ontology annotation, molecular function: UDP-glycosyltransferase activity. The record is from RefSeq and is a predicted model, not a curated record.
GCAGAAAUGAUUAAAUCCCGCCUCAUUCUCCUCUCUCGCGCCUCAAAAUUUGGCCCGUGAUGCAACUUUUAACUUUUCCUCGCUCAGUUUAAUCAGCGAAUCCAAGAUGCGAACAGAACCUUUUUUGUGCGCGCUGCUUUGCCUUUUCCUAGGCGAAUUUACUUCGGGAGCUAAAAUUUUAGCAGUCCUGCCGGUGGCGUCGCCGAGUCACGGAAUCUGGAAUAAGGCCCUGAUCGAAGCCCUGGCCGAUAAAGGUCACGACCUGACGGUGCUGUCGGCCAACUCGGGAAAGAACAGGCCCAAUUUGCGUUACGUCGAAAUAGAGAACUCGUUCGAAGGCGCCGACGACAUCCCGUUCGCAGAUAUAGCCGCGUUGAAUUCGUUCGGAAAUAUCGUGUUCGUCUUUGAAUGGCUCUACAUGACUUGCCAGAUGCAGAUCAAGGCCAAUGGCACCAGAGAAGCCAUCCUGGAUUCCAAAGAAAGAUAUGAUCUGAUAAUUUACGAGUCAACCGGCGUCGACUGCUUUUUGGGCACGAUGCACAAAUUCGCCGGCACGCCGUCCGUGGCGAUUUCCGCCUACGGCUUCUCCUGUUUCAACUGCGACCCCACGGGCGUCUGGUGCCCCCCGUCGACCGUCCCCGUCGAGUGGUUCCCCGUGCCCGACGAAAUGAGCUUUUGGCAGCGCCUGCACAACUGGGUGCUCGUGCAGACAACCAAACUGACCUUCCACUGGUACCACACGCCCCGACACCAAACCCUGGCCGAGAAGGCGUUCGGCCCUUUGCCGCCGAUUCGGAGUUUGGACAAAUUUGACCUGUUCCUCUCCAACACCGGCCCGGUCGGCGUUGACCUGGCGAGGCACCUGCCACCAAAUGUGAAGGAGGUCGGCUGCGUCCAGUGCAGAAAAGGAAAACCAUUGGAAAAAGACUUGCAAGAAUACUUGGACAGUGCAAAAAACGGUUUCAUCUUCAUGAGUUUCGGCAGCAACGUUAAAAGCAGUCUUCUGCCCAAAGAAAAAAUUGACAUAUUUUUGAAAGUUUUCGGAGAACUCGACAUUAAAGUUCUGUGGAAAUUUGAGACCGAUUUGCCUCAGAAGCCGAAAAACGUCAUGAUCAAAAAGUGGUUGCCACAGCAAGACAUUUUGGCUCAUGAGAAUAUAAAGCUUUUCAUCACACACGGCGGACGUUUGAGUGUUCAAGAGUCGAUGUACCACGGCGUGCCAAUGUUGGCUGUGCCGUUUUUUGCAGACCAGUACAUAAAUGGACAAAAAGCUGUGAAUAAAGGAGUCGGUCUGAAACUCCACUUGCCCAAUUUGACAGCCGAAAAUUGGAAAAAUUCCAUCGAAACUAUUUUAAAUAAUCCAGGAUUUUCAGAGAGAGCAAAAAGGCUGUCCUUGAUUGCAAGUGAUGAGCUUGAAAGUCCUCUUGAGAGGGCAGUAUUUUGGACCGAGUACGUCAUCCGACACAAAGGGGCCAAACACCUUCAGCCAGCCGGUUCGCACCUGAAUUGGGUGCAGCUACACUCUUUGGAUGUUAUAUCAUUUCUAAUGACAAUUUUAAUUGUCACUGCGACUGUUGCAUUGUUAGCGAUAAAAUUAAUUUUAGAAUUAAGGAAAAAACAAAAGUUGAAGAAAAAGUGAACAAGAAAAUAGAGAUAAGAUUGUGUUCAUAUCCAAGAUUUAUCAUCUCAGUUAAUGCAUUUCAUUCAAUUAACAAAAAAAAAUAUAUAAUUUGUAAGGAAUAAAGGCAGAGUGCAUAUAAGCCUACCUUGA